Molecule: messenger RNA, 1823 nt
Organism: Anoplopoma fimbria (sablefish)
Lineage: Eukaryota; Metazoa; Chordata; Actinopteri; Perciformes; Anoplopomatidae
Gene: snai1b
Product: snail family zinc finger 1b
Exons: 3
Coding region: 192-1151 (319 amino acids)
Biological process (GO): regulation of DNA-templated transcription
Molecular function (GO): DNA-binding transcription factor activity, RNA polymerase II-specific; RNA polymerase II cis-regulatory region sequence-specific DNA binding
Source: RefSeq, a predicted model, not a curated record
GUGCAUCAUCUGCAGGUGAAGUGAGACAUCACAGCCGAGAAAUGCGCAAUUAGCUCUGAGCUCACAGCUUUUGGCACACAUGGGUCACCUGUGGAGAGUCCUAACGAGGGGUGUGUGUUUUGGGGAGGACCUGUGGAGACACGCCUUCCUCCUCCACCCUCCACCCUCCAGCUUCUCCUCUGCUUUACUAUAUGAGGAGGCAACUUUGCCACAAGAUCCAUUCAGCAAACGUUCCUCUCCGACUACAACCUGCAGCUGAGAUCCUCUGGUCUGUGCGCACUCCACACCGCCGGAAUUAUUAUUAUAUUUUGAAUAUAUCGGUGAAGCCAGACCUCAACAUGCCUCGUUCAUUCCUUGUCAAGAAGUAUUUUUCCAGCAAGAAGCCCUACUACAGGGAGAGCCAACUGGAGAGCCAAACUGCUUUUGUCCCAGAAAGCUUUGCACAAGCCGAGCUCCCGACGCAGAACAACAGCUUCGCCCUGACCUGCUACCCGACCAAACCGUUCUUCAGCAGCAUGGACACCCUGCCCGCGCCCCUCUCCCCGGUCACGCCCGUGUCUCCGUCCCCCUCGCCGCUUGGCCCUCUGGACCUCAGCAGCUCUCCGUCCAGCAGCAGCAGCAGCAGCAGUAGCAGCAGUGAGGAAGAGGAGGACGGCGGGCGUACCUCAGAUCCCCCCAGCCCGGACGUCCUCCAGCACAUCUACCACUGUCUGCACUGCAGCAACAGUUACAGCAGCCUCUCUGCACUGUCCCAUCACCAGACGUCCCACCAGCAGCAGGCGUUGUCCCUGCCCGCCGAGGUCUCCACGCGUCCGGCCUUCCACUGCAAACACUGCCCCAAGGAGUACACCAGCCUGGGUGCCCUGAAGAUGCACAUCCGCUCACACACUCUGCCCUGCGUGUGCCCCACCUGUGGCAAGGCCUUCUCCAGACCGUGGCUGCUCAGAGGACACAUUCGCACACACACCGGCGAGCGUCCCUUCUCUUGUCAACACUGCAACCGGGCCUUUGCCGACCGCUCCAACCUGCGCGCCCACCUGCAGACUCACUCCGAGGUGAAGAAGUACCAGUGCGGCUCCUGCUCGCGGACCUUCAGCCGCAUGUCCCUGCUGCACAAACACAGCGCCUCCGGAUGCUGCCCGGCCUCGUAGAAACAUUCACAUUCCCUGAACUGCUCUCGUGAGCCAGUUUUCCCUCCCAAUAAGAGACAUAAUACCCAGAGGACAGCGGACUUUAAAAAGCCACGACGGGACAGAAAACUGGAGUUCUGUUGCUUUUAUAUAUAAAAAAAAAAGACCCCUCAAGUGCCUUUUUUGCCGGGAACUCUGUAGGUAGAUUUUGACUUGGGGUCAUAUUGGCUCACUCUUCUUCCUGUCAACUGUGUGUGUAUGUGUGUGAUUUGAGGGCAGCUGGACAUCCAGUUAAUUCCCAGGAAGCUCCAUCGGUGCCGGCCGGUCCGGGACUCUGGCCUUGUUGCAGCUGCUUGGGCGUGUUUGUGUGUGUGUGGAUGUCAUUCCUCACCAUACUAUACAUACAUGGCAUGUGUGUGUUUUGGGACAGCUGUCUGUGUAUGGUGCACUGUGUAGGCAGGGCGCUGAGAGACGGGUUAGCUGUGACCUCGUCGACAGGUGACUCGCCCGUCCCGAAAGGACCACUUCAACUUGACCAAAAAAAAACAUCACCAAUAUUGUCAUUUUACAGUCUAAAGUACAUUUAUUUAGACGUGUUUUUCUGGGAAUGUUGUGUCCCUGCAGUUUUAAUGAACCAUUUUGUUGAAUUCAAAUGGAAAUAAUGUGCCUUUUUUUUUUUCUGCCACAUGUAAA